AUGGAGCUGCUCAAACAGCAAAAAGCACUCAGUGAACAACCACCACCACUUCUUCUUCAACACCCACAACAACAACAGCAGCAACAUGAUGAACAACCAUCGCAGCAACCACUGCAGCAACCACAACAGCAACAUCAACACCAAGAGCCUAACUGGUCCACAAAUGAUGUGUCCAGAGAACAUCAAGGUGCACCAGUGACUCAACUCGGGGAUGACAAAGAUUUGCCAGAGCAACAGGCAGACCCCAGUGAGAAAGCAAAAGUCCCUUCUACAAUUGAGGAAUUCCAUGCUGAAUUCACUAAAACCACUACUGAACUCAGUAGUGUCAUGAACAAGUUCAACGACUUAUUGUCGUUGUCCAGAAAGUUCUUUGACACUACUAUUGAUGUCAAAAAAAGUCUGCCAUUCAAUAUGGCAAAAAUGUGGUCAACAUGCUCUGGAACUGAAAUUCCAGUUACUUUUGAGAAGGGCAACUCUACAGAAGAGCGGCAAGAAGGAAGGAAUACUGAGGAGAUUGGUUCAAUCCUCAGUCAAGAUAAAGAAUUUUUCAGUUCAGACUACUUCACAAUACUAUUUGAGGAAGCAGUACGAAAGGCAACAGAAGGAAAUGAAAGAAAGGAAAUCAAGGAAUCUGAGGAUGUUACAUUUGAUUUGCCACCAUUUUUAACACCUCCGAUCAUGCCUUCCCAGCCUAAUGUAUUUGCUGAUUUGACAUUGAAGCUUGGAAUGGUUUCCGAUUCAAAUCCUCCUCCUCAGGCACACGACUUUGAAGAGGAAAUGAGAUUAGAAGCAAUCUUGGCAAACAAAACUUUGACUGAACGUGAUUUGGAGACAAUUUCAGGGGACAACAAAGAUGAAGCUGAAAAACAACAGCCACCUACAGAAAAAACUGAGUAUGCGUUCUUUUAAAACAGUUCACAUACACAUGUAUAAUAAAUAUGUGACUGUUUCUUUCAUUAUUCACAAUGUUCUUUUAUAAACAAUUAUUUGUUUUUUUAUUCGUUUGAUUUGUUCUUUUUAUUAAUUCUCUGUCUUUAUACAAU
This is a messenger RNA of Spinacia oleracea (spinach), 1043 nucleotides long. RefSeq lists its product as uncharacterized. The record is from RefSeq and is a predicted model, not a curated record. The transcript is spliced from 2 exons. Lineage: Eukaryota; Viridiplantae; Streptophyta; Magnoliopsida; Caryophyllales; Amaranthaceae. The coding region runs from base 1 to 909 and encodes 302 amino acids.